Messenger RNA from Durusdinium trenchii, 1230 nucleotides. NCBI's taxonomy places the organism in Eukaryota, Dinophyceae, Suessiales, Symbiodiniaceae. The record is from the annotation of a GenBank genome assembly.
AUGAUUGGAGAGGAGUUCAGCACUUUGGUGGCUUCUGUAGAUUUCAAAGCUGGCACCACCACCUUGCCUUUCUUGAGGGUGGCUUUGUGUGCCACCCAAGUGACCGCACCCAGGAGCUUCAUUAGAGAUGGAAUCAGCAAAAUGAUUUGCAAAUCUGACUUUGACAAGCUCAAGCAGAAGAAGGCUUUUGAUGACAUCAUGAAAGCAGAGCAGCUCAUGGUUGCAGCUUGGCAGACACUUGAGGCAUCUGGGCUGCCACUGGAGAAAACAGCCCUCCCUUUUGGCAAGUUCCAAAUCCGCCUGGUGCUUCUGCUUUUGGCCAAGGAGCUGAAGGGCAGGGAAGGCAAAGAGUACAAGACUUUAUUGGCCAUCAAUGAGCAAUUCCAAGCUGAUUUUGCUGAGUGCUGUGGAAGUGGCCCAGGGCCUUCUGCUACAGCAAAAGCAAAGAGUGCUGCAACAAUGGUCAAGUCUUUGGACCAGGUGAAUGACCCAGUCCAGAUUGUGUUGGCUGGCAACAGUCACAUCCAGCUUGGGAAGCACUACAUUCUCAGGGAGGAUGGUGAUGGUAAGGUUUGGAAGCUGGAGGAGGUCGGCCCAACCAGUGCAAAGUUCUCCCAUGCUCCAUAUUUUGGCAGCAAAGAAGAGAAGGAGAUACCCCACAGUGAGUUGAAAAAGGCGAAGCUAUGGGUGAAGCCAGGCCCUUGCCUCAUUGAAGAGUCUGUGAGGAAAGCACUCUUGCCAGCUGCCUCCAGCACUUUCAUUGAAGAGGUUGCCAGGUCAAAGGCCCAGUGUGCAUUGUAUGACAAGUUCACACAGCAAGGUCCUAUGGACGUGCUUGUGAGCAAUUUGAACCAAGUCUUCAGUGGAGGCAAAUACAACAAGAACAAAUUGGUGCUGGUACCUUUGGGGAAUCUCCAACUGGUGCCCUUUGAGAAGGUCACCAAGAACCAGUGUGUGAUCAAAUGCUCUGAACUCAGCCAUGUGGCAUUGGUGGUGGCACCGACCAAAGUUGACUUCACCAAGGGAACUGGCAUGUUUGUUCCAUAUUGGUUUCUCAAGGAGGGCAACCCUGAGGAUGUUGAGUGUGUCAUGCAGAAGCAGCUGGUCAAGCACGACAAUUUGCACAUUCCUGUGUAUGUGAACAAGAGGCAAGUGGAUCUUGGUUGCCCUUUGUUCCUGGAGCCUCAGGAAGACACUUCCAACAAAAAGAAAAAGAUUGGCAAGAAAUGA